Messenger RNA from Plasmodium vivax (malaria parasite P. vivax), 1010 nucleotides. Its product is annotated as peptidyl-tRNA hydrolase, putative. Lineage: Eukaryota; Apicomplexa; Aconoidasida; Haemosporida; Plasmodiidae. Gene Ontology annotation, cellular component: mitochondrion; cytosol. The coding region runs from base 432 to 1010 and encodes 192 amino acids. The transcript is spliced from 7 exons. The record is from RefSeq and is a predicted model, not a curated record. Gene Ontology annotation, molecular function: peptidyl-tRNA hydrolase activity.
GAGAGACCUGCCAGUUUUUUUGUUCCACCCGGGGAGUGUCCUGGCCAACCCUUUCGCCCAAGGCUUCGGCGCUACGCAUAUACAGUCACCGCGUGCAUGCAGUAUACAACAGAUGCCGCUAAUGCGCUUACGUGGGCAUAUUGUUCGUCUGUACGGAUGCCCACGCGAAGGGGAUUUCUGAUCGCCGCUGAUUUGUGGUACCGAAGGAAAAAGGGGCUCCCGUUUUGCCAGCAGGGCCGCCGUCGAAAGAUGGGUCCAUCUCAGGAGGGCCAAAAGAAGGAAAAUAAAUUCACCCCUACGAUUAUGUAUGCCUAUGUGCCUGCCUACCCUGACGCGUAUAUUAUCGCCCCCCCUCCACUGAAGAAGCAGCUUUUCCGCGCGUGAAUGCACCCUCUAACAAUCGCUACGAAGUUAUACAGAACUCCAAACAUAUGAAUAACCCAGGCAGCAACGUCAGUCACUUGGGCAGCAUCAAAAAUGAGGGGUACGAUGUCUUCGUUUUGCUCUUUACCUUUUUGUGUGGAUUUGUAAUUGGCCUUCUCUACAAGUACAUGAAUCAGAUGAAGCAGAAUGUCGUGCGGAUAAGGGAGGCGUGCGCGAACUUUGACGCGAUGUGCACGAGUGACUGCAAGAUGGUUUUCUGCGUCAGGACGGACAUCAAAAUGAACAAGGGGAAGAUCUGCUCCCAGUGCUGCCACGCCUGCCUAUCUGUUUACGAGAAAAUUAUGAAGAGAAAUAGCAGACUGAAGGCGAGCGAAAGUGGGAAAGGCACCCUCACCUACUUUGACCUUUGGAAAAAGACCGGGCAGAAAAAGAUUGUCCUGAAGAUAUCGAGCUUGGACGAGAUGUACGAAAUUGAAAGGAAGGCCAAAAUGGAAAACCUCAUAACGUCCAUAAUAAUCGACGCGGGCCGGACGCAAAUCGAGCCCAACACGGAAACGGUCAUCGCCAUCGAGCCGGUGCCCGACGAAGUUGUUAACAAGAUAACGGGGCAGCUGAAGCUGCUGUAA